CAUUGGGGUUAUGGAGUUCGGCCAGACGUUGCAUAUAUUCCUUGAUUCACCACUUAACCCAUAAGCCUUCUCUUUAUUGCUAAUUUUACACUGCAAAAAUUAAAGAAACGGUACAUCAUACACUCUCUGCCUUACCAAGCGACACUAGUUUGGUCCCGUUGAUGUGCUUGCUUCUCUACCCUUUUCGCUCGGAAAUCAUGCAGAAAUUGUCCGUUCAAAAACUUGAGAAACUAUCAUCAAGACCAGUAAUUCUCAUCCUCCUCUUCUACUACUUGGUUAUGAUGGUUCCAGCUAGAGGCUCUCAUGUGACUAAUCAUGUUAUUGAGGAGGAUGAUGAUGAUACGAAGCGAGAUGAGACAUCAUUGGGAGUCUCCAGGAAACGAUUAGAGCCCCUGCACAGCGCUACCGAAUACAGACUAGUAACAGCAUCAAUGGAAUUGGAAACAGAAUUAGCAGCUGGUUAUAAUAAGUCUACGAUGUGGUUGUGGUCGCAGCAGCAUCAGCAACAGAAUGUGGCGCCUUUUCAAUUGUGUCUGGCUUGCAAGUGUUGUAUGUCGUCGAAGGCAGAGCCCAGUAGCAACUGCACAAGCAUGCCUUGUUGCUUUGUUAUCGACUGCCAACUCCCUAAUAAGCCUUUUGGAGUUUGUGCUUUUGUACCCAAGACCUGCAACUGCACCUCAUGUGCUACUCCUCUCCUCUAAUAUUGUGUUUGGUCAAGUUUUUAAAAUCUACUUAUUUUAAAAAUUGCUUUUCCUUAGAAGUGUUUUUGCAAAAAGUACUUUGGAGGAUA
Molecule: messenger RNA, 790 nt
Organism: Lycium ferocissimum
Lineage: Eukaryota; Viridiplantae; Streptophyta; Magnoliopsida; Solanales; Solanaceae
Exons: 2
Coding region: 162-701 (179 amino acids)
Source: RefSeq, a predicted model, not a curated record